Boeremia exigua is the source of this 1440-nucleotide messenger RNA. RefSeq names its product mitochondrial carrier protein-like protein. Gene Ontology annotation, molecular function: S-adenosyl-L-methionine transmembrane transporter activity. Lineage: Eukaryota; Fungi; Ascomycota; Dothideomycetes; Pleosporales; Didymellaceae. The coding region runs from base 25 to 1029 and encodes 334 amino acids. The record is from RefSeq and is a predicted model, not a curated record. Gene Ontology annotation, cellular component: mitochondrial inner membrane. The transcript is spliced from 3 exons.
CUCAUUUCGAUUUUCAUUUCCUAGAUGUCUGGUAACACUAACAGCGAUAUUCUCAUUGCCGGCGCAAUUGCAGCGUUUACUGUUGAUCUGCUUGUAUACCCACUCGAUACACUCAAAACACGGUUCCAGUCCCCAGACUAUGCACGGCUGUACACCAAUUCGGCAACGGGGAAGCCAAAUCCCGCGCUGUUCCGGGGCAUGUACCAGGGAAUUGGCAGCGUGAUCAUCGCCACAUUACCAUCAUCGGGAGCAUUUUUCACCACAUACGAGCGUACCAAAUCACUCUUCACCGACCUGAACUCCACAUCCUCACACCCCGAUGGCUUCCUCCCCACACCCGUCAUCCACGCAGGAGCCUCAUCUCUAGCCGAGCUCGUCUCGUGCGCGAUCCUCACCCCCGCAGAAGUCAUCAAGCAGAACGCGCAAAUGGUCUCCUCGGACCGCUCCUCCACCAACGCCACCCUCCAGACCCUGCAGAAAUUCCGCUCGAACCCGCUCGCCCUGUGGCGCGGCUACGCGUCCCUCGCCGGCCGCAACCUGCCCUUCACCGCCAUGCAGUUCCCCAUGUUCGAGCGCCUCAAGCAGAGCAUCAAGCAGUACCGCGACGCCAGGGGGCUGACGACCGGCUCGAUUGUCGAGAGCGGGACGAUCACCGCGGUCAGUGCGGGCACCGCGGGCUCAAUCGCGGCUGUUAUCACGACGCCCGUGGACGUGCUGAAGACGCGGAUCAUGCUGAGUGCGGGCGAGGGCGAGGCGGCGUCUGGGGCGGCGCAGACGAGCGGGAAGACCGGGUUGGUCGAUGCGCUGGGGAAGUCUGUGCAGAAGGCGCGGGGGAGCCAGAAGGGGACGUGGCAGAUCGCGCAGGAGAUUCUGCAGGAGCAGGGGUACAAGGGGCUGUGGAGGGGCGGGGCGUUGAGGGCUGUGUGGACGUUUGUCGGCGCGGGGUUGUACCUUGGGGCGUAUGAGAGCGGGAGAGUGUAUCUGGCUGCGCGCAGGGGGGAGCAUGUGGAUGAAGCGGACUUGCUGUAGGAUGUUCGCUGGGAAACACUGCGGGCUUUUCAGUGUACAACGGAUGCAUGAUCGCGACUAUGCUAUCUCGUAGAUUUAUGCAUCACUCGAACGAGUCUUAUCCUUACGUGGGCGCAUCACUCAGGAUAACUGAUGGGCACUGGAAUGGACUAGCAGCGAUAUCACGCUCCGCCUCGACACUACAACUCGCGGUCUCCUCCCUCAGUGUACCUCGUUGGCCAAUAGUAACGCGAUGCUACAGACAUAUAGUACAAAGGAAGUCUGAGCGAUCUGAUCUUGCCUCAGAAUGAGAUCGCGAAAGUCACAUUCAGAGGCGAAAAGCAACCUCGCCUAUCCUGCAGAAGUCGAAUUCUCUAAAGACGAGGGCAAUUUACAUUUCAAAGGAGGGUAUGCUGCGAACAAUCAACGUCA